ACAAGUAAAAGUGUAUAUUUACUAAAUUCCAUCUCGUUGGAAGAGAUGCCUGGAAGAAACUCUGGCCGUUAGGCCUACGAUUGAAAUUGAGAGCAAGCAGUUAGUCAUUGGCCGUUCGUUAGCUUAUCUUUUGUAACUAGGUUCUAGUUCUAGGUGCAGUUCUAAAAGUUAAUGUUGGAGUCGGAUCAAAUAGUACGGAUUAAAUAUUUGCUGAUUGCUGCCUGAUUGCAAAAAGAUGGAUGUCAUCAGGAAUAUCAAAAGCAUGAGCGCAGCCCAGUUUUCUGGUCUUCAAAUAUUUGAGCUCAUUUAUUUAAUGACUUUGGCGUUCCUGCCAUUUGUGGUGGCUAUUCGGGAGGUUACCUAUGCCAUAUUUGCCAUUUUGGCUGUUGUACUUUUUGUGGCCAUCUGUAAGAAAUGUCUGAAGCGGACAGUUCACCCAGAAGGGAAGGUUGUAUUGAUCACUGGAUGUGACUCAGGGCUGGGGAACGCGUGUGCAAGGAGAUUGGACUCCCUUGGGUUUACUGUAGUCGCCGCCUGCUACAAUACAGAAAGUGACGGUGCACAAAGAUUAAAAGAAGCCUCUUAUGGUCAUCUUCACACGGUCAAGCUGGACAUUACCGAUGACAACAGCAUCAAGCAAUGUCUGCUCAAAGUCAAAAGUCUGUGUGGACAGAAAGGACUUUGGGGCAUCAUCAACAAUGCUGGGGUGGCAAGUUUUGGUGAUGUUGAGAUCUCUCCACUUGAGUCCUACCGCCAAGUGAUGGAAGUGAAUCUGUUUGGGACUUUAAGAAUGAUACAGACAUUUUUACCUCUUGUUCGUCUUGCUAAAGGUCGAAUAAUUACUAUAACUGGGACCAACGGACGCCUGUCUUUUCCUGGCCAAUCAGCUUUCAGCAUGUCAGUCCACGGCCUGGAGGCUCUGAGUGAUUCUCUACGCUAUGAAAUGAGACAGUUUGGGGUGAAGGUCAUCACGGUCAGACCAGGAAACUUUGCCGGAGCUACAGGACUUUUAAACAGAAAUGGGCUUGAGAAAGUCCAGACAACUUUUGAAGAAAUCAAAAAGAAAACCAAUCCAGAAAUUCUCAGGUCAUAUGGAAAAAAUUAUUUGGACAAUCAGUUGAAGCAGCUGUCUGAGCUAUCUAAAUCAACAGCUGGAAGUUUGGCUAGUGUUAUGGAUGCGCUAGAGGAUGCUGUAGAGAGGAAACGCCCUAAGUCAGUGUAUAUGGUGGACGGAGGCAAUCAGCUGUUUGACCUGGGCAAUGUUUUAAUUCGACUUGGCCCACUUUUACCUUCAAGCUUGCUUGACUAUAUCGUCCGCAAGGUGUAUGGAUACAAGCCCGAUAGAUAAGCUAUCCAUCCAUAAAACUUAUUAGUGAUAGGUUAUAAAUUAUAUUUGAGGUGAAAUUUUUAAUCAAAUUAAUUAUUUAUUAAUGACUUGGUAUUGUAUUUAAAAAUGUCAUUUUAAAAAAGUUAGCUUGUAAAUCUAUGCAUUUGUUAUAGAUUUGUAUGACGCUGUUUGCCUCAACACAAACAGUCGACAGCUAAAAUAAUUUUAUCAUGACUUUUGUACAUACAUAGGUCUAUAUACAAUUGGUAGGUCUAUAUACAAUUGGUAGGUCUAUAUACAAUUGGUAGGUCUAUAUACAAUUGGUAGGU
Molecule: messenger RNA, 1656 nt
Organism: Physella acuta
Lineage: Eukaryota; Metazoa; Mollusca; Gastropoda; Physidae
Product: D-beta-hydroxybutyrate dehydrogenase, mitochondrial
Biological process (GO): steroid metabolic process
Cellular component (GO): intracellular membrane-bounded organelle
Molecular function (GO): oxidoreductase activity
Source: RefSeq, a predicted model, not a curated record